Messenger RNA from Lycium barbarum (goji berry), 1463 nucleotides. RefSeq names its product mitotic checkpoint protein BUB3.1. NCBI's taxonomy places the organism in Eukaryota, Viridiplantae, Streptophyta, Magnoliopsida, Solanales, Solanaceae. Bases 203 to 1225 code for a protein of 340 amino acids. Gene Ontology annotation, cellular component: bub1-bub3 complex; phragmoplast; kinetochore. The record is from RefSeq and is a predicted model, not a curated record. The transcript is spliced from 9 exons. Gene Ontology annotation, biological process: mitotic spindle assembly checkpoint signaling. Gene Ontology annotation, molecular function: ubiquitin binding.
UCAGUACACUAUCUAUCUGGCCCCAAUUUGAAUUCAAAUUCUGGAAGCAUUCAUCUGACCAUUUUUCUCAUUUUUCAAAAACACACACUCUCUCUCUCUCUCUUUCUCCAUCCACACUCUCUGCGAAACCCUAGUCACCACUGUAUACGCUCGCACAACCACCUCUACUUCUCUCUCAAAUCAAUCAUUUAACGGCGUUAUCAUGACGGCGGUAACGCAGUCUGCCGGAAGAGAGCUCGAAAACCCGCCCAAAGACGGAAUAUCCAAUCUCCGUUUCUCCAAUCACAGUGAUCACCUUCUUGUUUCUUCUUGGGAUAAGACGGUUCGUUUAUAUGAUGCAAGUGCCAAUGCCUUGAGAGGAGAGUUCAUGCACGGAGGUGCAGUGCUUGAUUGUUGCUUCCAUGAUGACUCAUCUGGAUUCAGUGCUAGUGCGGAUAAUACCGUUAGAAGGCUUGUGUUCAAUUAUGGAAGAGAGGAUAUAUUGGGAAGGCAUGAUGCACCUGUUCGCUGCGUUGAAUACUCAUAUGCAACUGGACAAGUGAUAACUGGUAGCUGGGACAAAACAUUAAAAUGCUGGGAUCCUAGAGGUGCAAGUGGACAGGAACAUACUCUUGUUGGAACUUAUACACAACCAGAGCGUGUAUACUCUCUCUCCCUUGUUGGGAACCGUUUAGUAGUAGCAACUGCUGGAAGGCAUGUGAAUGUCUAUGACUUGCGGAACAUGUCUCAACCUGAACAACGGAGGGAAUCUUCCUUGAAGUAUCAAACUAGAUGUGUGCGGUGUUAUCCCAAUGGAACAGGCUAUGCUCUAAGUUCAGUUGAAGGUCGGGUCGCAAUGGAAUUUUUUGAUCUCUCUGAGGCCGGUCAGUCGAAGAAAUAUGCAUUUAAAUGUCAUCGGAAAUCUGAAGCUGGAAGGGAUAUCGUCUACCCUGUAAAUGCGAUUGCAUUUCACCCUAUCUAUGGUACUUUCGCCACUGGCGGUUGUGAUGGAUAUGUUAAUGUCUGGGAUGGUAACAACAAAAAGAGGUUAUAUCAGUACCCUAAAUAUCCUUCAAGCGUUGCAGCAUUGUCAUUUAGCAGAGAUGGUAGACUCUUGGCUGUAGCAUCAAGCUAUACAUUUGAAGAGGGAGAAAAGCCCCAUGAGCCAGAUGCCAUAUUUGUCCGCAGCGUAAAUGAAGUUGAAGUGAAGCCAAAGCCAAAAGUUUUGCCGAAUCCUAACACAUGAAAAGUAGAAGCUCCUCCUCAAUCCUUUCUAAUGGUGAACUUGUUAUCAUAUAUUGGCGAAAAAAAGCUUUAUCUACUUCGUGUCAGUUUGAAUUCCAGGACUCUAUUCUCUUGACUAGAAGUUCUAGCGAACACUUAAAAAUUUCUAAUUAUCCUCUUAGCUAUUGUACCAUUUUGAUGACAUUCUGCCGUCUCAUUCUCUAUAAGUAGAGCAGUAAUAGCAUAAUGGCCUUUGUUUC